AUGAGUUUCAUGCCACGUGAAGAGCAAAAUAGUACUGAAUCACAUUUAACAGUAAAAAAAUUAUUUGUUGCUGGUUUACGUGAUGGUAUUGAUGAAGCAUGUCUACGACAAUAUUUUUCUCGUUUUGGAAAUAUUACUGAAAUUCUUAUUAUGAAUGAUCGUGAUGGUAAACCUCGUGGUUUUGCUUUUGUUUCAUUUGAUGAUUAUGAUGCUGUUGAUAAAAUUAUUCUUGAAAAACCACAUUUAGUUAAUGGUCGAACUUUAGAUGUUAAAAAAGCUGUACCAAAAGAAAAAAUACAAGAAACAACAGGAAAUUCAUCUGGAACAUCAUUUCCUAGAAAUUAUUCUGGUUCUAAUCAAAGAAAUACUUUUGAAUCAAUGCCAGAUAAUAAUAGAGGUUGGAAUAAUCAAAAUUAUAAUCAAUCACAAUCUUCAUCAUAUGAUCGACAAGAAUAUAAUUCAAAUGGAUCUGGUUUCAAUCCAUCAAUGCCAUCGAAUACAAAUGCUUUUCCUUCAUCAUAUAAUUCAAUGGGACAAAAUCAACCACAACAAUCAUUGAUGAAUUAUAAUUCGUAUAAUACUAAUUCAAAUAUACCUUUUAAUAAUAAUUCAAAUCAAACAUCAAAUUCAAAUUUUAUGCCACCAUCUUAUGGAUCAAAUCAACAACAAGGUUAUGAUACAAAUCCAAGUGGUUUCAAUGCCAUGAAUAAUCCAUUUCAUUUACCACUACCACAACAACAACAAACCAAUAGUGGCUCAUCUAUGCAAAAUCCAUUUGAUAAUUCAAAUUCAUAUGAUAUUAAUUCACAAAAUUAUAAUGAUAAUAGAAUGAAUUACAAUGAUAUGCCACAACAAUCACGUGGAAGAGGUUCUAUGCGUGGUAAACGAGGUCGAGGAGGUGGUUCUUUUGGAACUAAUAGUUCAUCAAAUUAUGGUAACCGUUCAGCACCAUACCCAAAACGUGGUAAUGCUCGGGGUGGUGGUAAUGUAUCAAAUUAUAGUGGCCGUGGUCGAGGUCGUGGCCAAUAA
Molecule: messenger RNA, 1029 nt
Organism: Rotaria sordida
Lineage: Eukaryota; Metazoa; Rotifera; Eurotatoria; Philodinida; Philodinidae
Source: the annotation of a GenBank genome assembly